This is a messenger RNA of Striga asiatica, 423 nucleotides long. The record is from the annotation of a GenBank genome assembly. NCBI's taxonomy places the organism in Eukaryota, Viridiplantae, Streptophyta, Magnoliopsida, Lamiales, Orobanchaceae.
AUGGACUCAAUCUCAAGGUCGAUCAGGGACUCCAGGCCAGAGAACCUUUCCAGCAAGACCAUGCUGCAUUCCUUGACGUUCAAAGUGCGAAGAGUAGGGAAGGUCAGCGGAGAGACUUCAGCCACCUUCCCGCAACUGGUAAUCGAGAGGCGUUGCACAUUAGGGAACUCAAUGUUUCCGCACGAGCUGCCAGUGGGGCCGGUCCAUUUUUGCCACUCGGGCAUAUGGUCGAAUUUAAGAUUCUUGAGCUUUGGGAAUGGGGUUACAAUGGUGCUUGAGCUCGGGAAGCUGCCCAAGAGGCGGCAGAGACGAGCACUCCGAGCAGUUGACGAUGCUUAUGCUCGACAAUUUAUGAAAGGCGGGAUCACCGAUCCAGCUCGGAAAGUUAGAUCCCCUGUAGAACUCGAUCCUGAGGCUUUUUAG